Molecule: messenger RNA, 2136 nt
Organism: Fusarium vanettenii 77-13-4
Lineage: Eukaryota; Fungi; Ascomycota; Sordariomycetes; Hypocreales; Nectriaceae
Exons: 2
Coding region: 1-2136 (711 amino acids)
Source: RefSeq, a predicted model, not a curated record
AUGUCCUCUCCCCCACCAACAAGAGUGGUCGGCUGUCUGCUAGAUGUCUCACGCUCCAUGCGCCAGACUCUGGAGACCGGAAAAGGAGACAAACAAGCCGUUGAACGCCUCCAGGCUGUACUCUCUGCGGCCCUCAAGCUUGUUCGAGCCGAACAGCGACGAGAGACCAACACCCUGGUGUUUGUCGGGGUUUUUGGGCUGAACUGCUCUGCUGGCUGUCCCCCUGUCAUGGACCUGUGCGGUGCCACCGAAGCACUGUUGGCUUCCGACAAUGAUGACCAGCAUCUAUCUGGUCAUGAUCUGCUUAUUGAGCUAGCGAACGAGAACAAUCUCUCUCACGUUACUAAGUACAUUCGCACCAAGCUUACGGACCAAGAAGCGCUCAUUGUUCAUGCCCACUUGCGGCGACACCCGGAGCGUACGAAGGACUUUGUCGAUGCAAUUCCAGACGAAGAAGACCUGCAAUCAUACCGCAACGUCACUACUGGGGGGAUGAGUCUCGUAGGCGCUGCCGCCACCGGCGUAGUUCUUGGCCUCCCCGGAAUUAUUCUUGGCGGUAUCGCUGGAGGAUCCGCUGGGGCGCAGACAGCAGAGGCACUUGAGGACCACGCUGUCGACAAUUCGGAGGCUUUGCGACUCGCACGUCAAAUGUGCCACGAAUGGCUUCAUGAUUAUAUCGCAUUUGUGCCGCGAUCUGUCAAUCAAGUGGUCCAUCUCCUUGAGCGGCUCCAAAACCCCCCAAGCGAGACGCGAAACGGAGGCGAGGAGAAGGACGGGUUGCUACACAUCUUGCAGCGGUACCUAUAUGGCCGGACUCCAAUGAAGGAGGCCCUAGAAUCCUCUCUAGCAGCGUUCAGAGAACAUUCCCUCGUUUCGCAGGGUGGAUCUAUACAACAGCGAAUCCUCUUGCUGGUCUCUGAUGGAGCAUGGACUGACGAGAACCCGUUUUCAACUGCAUCCCAACUGCGCGAUCAAGCGGUCACUAUCGCCACAGUCUUCCUGACUUGUAAUGAGAGACUUCUGCACCGCACCCUUUUUGACAAAGCAGGCGUUAAUUGGCGCAGGGGUCAGCGGGCGCUCUUCGACAUGGCUUCGAGGAUCUCCUGCGCUACACAUCCAGUACCGGUUCUUGCCUCGAUAGGCUGGAAGGUACCUUCAUCUGGAGAGUGUGCGCUGUAUACAACUGUGUCUAGCAUGUCGGCACUUGAAGAAUUUUGCUCACUUUUGUCGUCUGCCCGAUUCGGUGCCGCCGACAUGUUGCUCGAUAUCAUCGGUCGCAUCGACCUUGACGCGUUCAUUGAUGAUGAACACAUAAAAACCCGCAGAACGCCAUCGGAUCAAGGGUCCAGUGAAAUGUGCUACGCACAUGCGAUUGCCGCAGUCACACACAUGGCACUUCUUCGCGUCGUCGACAUUAGGGGUUGGAUUUUGCACGAAGAUAACUUCCUCGUGAAGAAAGAGGGGUGGAACGUAAGACCAGUUCUUGAGGGCAUUCGCGCAAGGUACCGUCCGCUUCGUUUCCAGGAAGUAGAUGAAGACGGUGCCCGACAGGCUGUACUGCAUCGACGCCCUGUGCUGGCCGCAUUCUGGCUAUCUAAAAAUGGUUGGGAUUGUUUCAGCCGCCACUUUACGAAUAAGGCGACUUGUCAUUCAGUACUCACCCCUGGAAUAAUGGCACCGCAUCGGCGUGAAACCCCAGAUUCGGGAGGCCAUGCCGUCGUUUUAACCGGCUGUGCCCCUGGCUCUCUCACGUUCCUUAACUCCUGGGGUAGACAAUGGGGUAAUUAUGGUAGCUUCAGUAUUCAGAACUCCUCAGUUCUGGAAGUUGAUGGUCUAUGUAAGACUCGUAUGAGUUUUUACGACGUAUACUGGCUGGAGAGCGACCUGAAAGAUAGCGAGCGGGAAGCAUACGGCCUCAAGGUAGAUGAGAAGCUACGGUCCAACUCCUCGGAGUACCCCAGCAUCUUUGAGAUGGAUAUACGUUGUCCCUGCUGCCUGAAGGUAGCACCUAUCCGCGAGUUCAACGGAAGCAUUCGCCAAGCAAAAUGCCCGGGAUGCCAUGGACAUUUUCUCCCAGAGCCAGGAUACCUUGUGCAGGCGCUUUACGCGCAGGCGGGACUAGGUGAGGGGGGCUGA